Molecule: messenger RNA, 4675 nt
Organism: Megalopta genalis
Lineage: Eukaryota; Metazoa; Arthropoda; Insecta; Hymenoptera; Halictidae
Source: RefSeq, a predicted model, not a curated record
CGUGGUCGACAGGGGCCGGAGAUAGUCGGCGACGGCCGAACAGCCGCGAAUCAGGGCUCGUGCGCGGUUUGCCUAGCUGCAGGCGCGCAGUGCAGCCGCCGGUACUCCGCCAGGACAGUCGCGGCUCGGCGAUGUUUCAGCCGAAGCUGAGCUGAGCACACGAGGGACGCUCGUGUCGCCGGCGCAGGCGGUUUUUCUUCGUAACUUUCUCUGUCGCCCUCGGUUACCCCCGGUUCUCUCUCUCUCUCUCUCUCUCUCUUUCUCUCUCCCUCUCUCUCUCUCUCGGUCGUGAAUCUGUGGUUAGCUUGUCAGCGGGACCAGCACGCGACCACCGCUCCAACAGCUCCGCCAGCCAGCCAGCCAGCGACUACGUGAUCGAAAAUGCCGGCCGUACCAGCAGUGGCGGAGGCGGCAGGGCAGCUGGAGGACCUGGAGGAGCCUCCGGAGCCCCGGGUCCGCGGUGCCAGCGGUAGAGCGGGCCUGAUGAGGCCCCUGGUCGUCCUGGCGCUUCCCGGCAUGUACCUCUUCUACAAGUACAGCCAGUACAGGCGGGAGCAACGGGAGCUGUCCCGCAGAAGGGUCACAGAGAGGGAGCUCCAGCAUCUUCGUCACAAGAUCGAUAAAUUGCUGACGAAGCUGGAGGAGAACGAGCCUGAGCUGGCAUCCUCGCAGGAGGACGAGUGCGUGAUAUGUGUGAACGCCAGGGCCACGAUGCAGACGGCUCCCUGCGGCCACCGUGUGGUUUGCAAACGCUGUUUCGUCAAGACGGUACAAAUGGCAGUCUCGCAGAGGCUGUUGCCAUUGCGCUGCGUCAUUUGCAGAGCGAAGAUCCUGCGUCUCAAGCAGACCCUAAUCCCGCGGGACUAUUCGAUGUCAGGAAAGUCCUGGGUCCUGCCACAGAGCUCGUCGGAGUACAAUAUGAGCACGGGAGGGGCCGGAGGGGUGACCGGACCUGGUGGCAGAUGGGUGGCCGGCAGCGUGCCCGCCUCCGCGUCCCUCUACUCGAUGGCCAGCGGCUCAUCCUCUAUUUCUGGAGUGUCUUCCGUAUCAUCAUCGAGCUCGUCUUCGGCGUGUAGCACAGGAAGCUCGAACCUGGGCAAACCGACCAGGGUGAGGCAACCUUCCGGCGAGAUCCUGAGACGCUCGCAGACGCAGUCGAUGAAGAUGAGGAUUCAGGAGUACCAGGAUCCUGUUCCUCAAGUUAACGAGGAGGAAGAGGCCAUGAGGGAGAACCGGGAACGUAGAUUGCCGCCGAUCAAGGAAUUCCAGAGGGACUUUCGCGCGGGAAAGGCCUCCACUAGGAUACGAUGCGCGCAGAAGAUCGUGACUCAGCUGGAGACAUCGCCGAGUCCCAGGGUGUUGACGAGCGUUGUCGGCGUGACGCCGACGUCCUCGACGACCACGAGAUCGAUGACGAAGAGGCCGCCGACGGCGCCGAAAUCCUCGAUCGUGGUGCAGGAGGUGCAGAGGUCGAAGAAGGAGAAGGAGCGGGAGAAGGAGCGGGAGAAAGCGGAGAAAGCACGGCAGAAGGAGGAGGAGAAGGCGGAGAAGAGCAGGCAGAAGGAGGCGAAGAAGCUGGCGAAGGAGGAGAAGAAGAGGGCCAAGAAGGAGGCGAAGGCGAGGCGGAAGGAGGCGGAGGAGGCCCUGAUCAGGGAGGAAAAGUAGUCUUCUGUCGAUUAGAAAGAGGCGUGCAACCUUAUUAUAGAUGCGUUUCGUUGCGCGGCGAGAGAUCAGGUGUUCGAAAAGCCUGGACGACGAAGCUCUCGACGAAGGAUUUUCUCGACGCUCGCGAGAAGGACACCCGAGAUCUUUCGGGACACCCGUUCAAGGCGCCGCGAACGAUCCUCGAAUCGAAACCGCGUCUUUUGUAAGUCACCGUAGCGUUUUCUUCCCGUGGCAAACAUCGUUUCUUCGUAGCCUUCGAGACCCGCUGACGUCCCCCUCGACGUCGGGUCGAGGCCUCGUCUCCUCGACGAGACUCGAUUGGUCGAGGUGGACGAGUUUAUUCGACGAGCCCGUACCGUCUAUUCGAGUCGACGAACUUCGAUCGAACGGGUAUUCUAGCCUGGGGCGGCGUUCUUUAGAUUUUCACAUUUUUUCAUAGACGAACCACGCAAGUUUUUGCUAUCGUACUUCGACGGACGUUUUUGUAGCAGUUUCGAGGAGGCGCGCGAAUUUCUUAAAGAGAUCGAACGUCGAAAUUUAUAGCUGGCUGUGAGCGAUCGGAGAGAUCGCGAGAAGACGAGGGUGGAAAUUGGGGUUACUCGGACUUUGGGAUUUUUUACCGUGAAACCGGCGAACGCUUUCGUUGUUGGAUUUUUUUGGACGGGUGUCGGGAAUGUACAGGAAUUGUUCGAUCCGCGGGAGAAUGAACAUCGAGCGAGAAUCCUGUUUCAGACUUUCCGCUGUAGAACGAGAAACGAUGUUGGCAUAAUUGUCGCAGUGGAAAGUAUAGUAACAGGUGUGCACCGAAAGUGCUGGUGAAAAAUAUCGUGGCAGCCGAUCGUUCGAACGAGGGGACAAGGGGUUGAUUUUGCUAGCUUCUGGAGCUGGAAUAUCGACUUUCGAGUUCGAGAAUCGACGGUGCCUGUUCGCGGCGCAUCUUGAACAUUCUCUGAUCCCGGGAGGGCAGGGGUAUAGCGAGCGUUCUAGCGUCGGUAGAAGAAGUAUACCUAAGAAAACCUAGAAGCGGCCAAACUUAGCAACCCGUCAUAUCGAGUUAUCGUGGACUAAUAAUUACUAAUCGAUAGGAAGACUCGAGAGCGUAGCGCUGCGUUGCUAUUAUUUGAUUAAUCGCGUAAUCUCUACCACGAAGAGAAAAGAAACCAACCAACGUGAAACCAUCGUCCCGAGCAUCCACCGAACACCAUAUAGGACCCCGUGAAAACGAGAAAGACGAUAAAUUUCAUUGGUCCCUUCUCAUUGGUCCCGGAACGUUUCCGUUUUAGGGAGAGUUGACCGAACGCGGGACAUCGUCGUUACUUUUUUACUAGCUCGUACGUCGUCCCCCCCUUCCCCUCCACCCAUUGUGCGCCGGUUCGUCGGUGUGUCUGUCGUUUCAACGGUGAAGGAACGACGGCGAUCCUUGAGUCCUAUUUUUCAAGCUCUGCUUCACAGACAAUAUUCCGAGGACGUAGCUUGUCCCGCGCGAGCCGAGCUCUCGGCCGCUAUGGAUCCUCGCUUAGAUCGCGAUCGACGAUCGUCUGUUCCUCCAGUCGACUCGAACUAGCCACAUCCAUCAUCGAUCCUACCUAACAUCCUCCCUCAUCGAUCGUCGGACGAUCGGGCGGAAACGAACGGAGUUCAACUUUUAAUUGCUUACCCGACGACUCCGAGUCGGUCCAAGAAAUCUCCGUUCGAUCCUCGAAUCGGAAUCGCUUUUCUCAUAUCGAUCCGAACGACUCGAGCGUUUCCGACGUGUCGAAAAAAAAAUAAAUACGACCACGUUUUCUGAGAAAAUUGCAGGUGCGGUGCGUCGAAAUCGGUCGACGCGUAAAUUAAUCGAAAGUACUGACAAGAACCUUGCGAGAACCUUUGGACCGUUGAAAAUCCGCAGGAUAUAUUUUUCGAACCUCGAUCGAAGGCCCAGGCUCGACUCGUUCGGAGGAAUUCCGGAGAAGCUUUCGCGUCUGUAAAAGUUUAGACGGAGACUUCUUUGACGGACCGUCGAUUUUAACCGCGAACGUGUACAUAAGUAGAGAGAAGCCGAAGUCGGUGUGACGGACAACUGCAUUCGUUUUUUAUAAGCGGACCGUUCCGACCCGGUCGCCGACGUCCGUGCAAUCAGGAAACGGGUCUGCCGCGUUGCGCUCGGUGCAGGAAGAACUGGGAAAAGAAUGAAACACGAUGUUCCCCGGGAGAUCGUAGGGUGGUUCCGCCGAAUGGACAACGCGGCGACGUUUCUUUUCGCUUUCAUCCCUCCCGGCGUCACGAUCGAUCCUCCUUCCAUCGAUUGAUUUCACCCAUCUCGAUAUACACAUAGAGUUCGUUCCACUCGGGGAGCCAACGGAAGUACACCGGAGUUAGCCUAAUCGGAGAGACUGCAUCGCGGAACCGCAACGCGUAUGUGUUUCCCUUUCGACGAAGAUAAAAAAAAAACAGUUUUAAAGUCAUAGUACAAUACGAUAGGUAAAAUGACAAUGCAGAGUUUCGAGUGCAGCGCGUGUCUCGUUACUGACCCCGUGAUUUACCGUAGUUGCGUAGGGCGUUUCGCGAACCGAUUCGUUUAUAUACCUUCUCUAUAUAUCUAACUAUCUAUCUAUCGCUCAUCUCUCUCUCCUCUCUCUCUCUUUCUCUCUCUCUCUCUCUCUCUCUAUCUCUUUUCUCUGUCUCCCUCUCUCGACGCUGCUCGAGACACUCGACUCACAGCAAUCGACUACUUGCGAAGCUGUCGUUACUCUUGGGCAAAGCAGCGCAGAUGAAUCUCGAGAGCUGUUUUUCGUUGCUCGUUUCCUAGCUAAUUAGGGCUCGUUCGGCGCUCGUUUCUGUAUUCGAGACGUUGCUUCAUCGAUCCACGCUCGAUUCGGUUCGAUCCUCGAUAGUUUAGUACUCCAUUGUGACCCGUUUGCUACACGUUCCGCAUUCAUUUAUUCUCCGGCUUCGCUGUCUCCCUUACCGACGCUCAGAUUGUCCACAGAAAUGGACAAUUUGGGAGGAGACACGAUUGUUCGAACCU